UCCAAGAUAUUAGACAGGGUUUCUAGGCUGUAGUUACCCCAGCUUUCUCCAUCUCCCUCAAACUCUCCAAAGAUGCUCAACACUAUUGACUAACAAGAAGGGCAUCAUGAGAUUAUACCAAUCUUUCCGAUAUCGGUGCUUAUAUUCGAACAUCAGCGUCGUGACGAUUCAUUUGUGACUGUUAAAGGUUCCAAAGAAAGGAAGCAGACACAAAAAUGAAAAAAAACAACAUUAAGAUCUGAAAUCUGAUACAAGUUGCAUUAUUGUUUUAAAUCAUUUCCAUUUCCCUAUCAGGCAAAAGGCUAAGCUUAUAUAUAUGUGUGUGUGUUUUCACUACUAAAAUCAUAUUUUACAAGUCUGUGGGCAGGCAUCAUAUUGUAGAAAAAUGAAGCCUGUUGUGGUAAUGCUUUCAAUAAAUCUUGCACUUGCUGGUGUGAACAUACUACUUAAGGAGAUUCUUAAUGAAGGGAUCAGUCAGCUACUCAUUGUCGUGUAUCGGCAAACCAUUUCCUCGCUUUUCUUGUUACCAAUUGCUUAUUUUUGGGAAAGGAAAACUAGACCUCAGCUUACAGUCUACAUCUUAUUUCUCCUUUUCAUCAGCUCCUUGCUUGGGUUAACACUAACACUAUACCUAUUCCUAAUUGGUCUACACAUCACAUCUGCAACUUUCUCUUGUGCAUUUCUCAACCUAGUGCCCGUAAACACGUUCAUUCUAGCCGUAUUGUUCCGUAUGGAAAAAGUGGAUAUGAAAAGAAGGGGUGGAAGAGCCAAAGUGCUAGGGACUCUGGUGUGCAUUUCAGGAAACUUAAUUUUGAUUCUUUACAAAGGAAUGCCACUGACGAGCCCGGGAUCGGCAACCGGGAAACUGAACGGAGCUGGUGCAACGGUUGAAGCUGAAACACCAGGAAAAUGGUUAAUAGGUUCAUUGGUUUUGACUGCAGGCUGCUUUAUGUGGUCAUCUUGGUUCCUUAUGCAAUCAAGAGUUGGGGAAGUUUGUCCAUGUCAAUAUUCUAGUACUUGUAUUAUGUCCUUUUUCAGUGCCAUUCAAUCAGCUGUUUUGCACUUGAUUAUAGACAGGAAGAACUCUUUGUUCAUUGUGAAAGGGAAGUUUGCUAUCUUAAGUCUCGUAUAUGCUGGAUCAGUGGGUUCAGGGUUGUGUUAUGUGGGGAUGUCUUGGUGUGUAAAGCAAAAAGGGCCAGUUUUUACAGCUGCUUUUACCCCUUUUAUGGAGAUUUUUGCUGCCAUAUUUGAUUUCUUCAUCUUACAUGAACAGAUUCACCUAGGAAGUGUUGUGGGGUCAGUGUUGAUCAUAAGUGGAAUGUACAUUCUUCUUUGGGGUAAAGAUAGAGAUGCAAAGGAGUGUAUAUUAAAGCAAACUAUAUCAGUGGAAGAAGGCUAUCAUAAUUCAAACAUGCCAUCAACAAAUGCAGAUGCAUUGGAGCACAAAUAAUUUUUUUUUUAAAUAGUUUUAUGGAGAAUUGCAAAUAUACCAAGUCCAAAAAUUAUUAGAUAUAGUAUAAUAUAAAAGAAUUUGCAGUUAUAGUAAAA
Messenger RNA from Benincasa hispida (wax gourd), 1548 nucleotides. Its product is annotated as WAT1-related protein At3g30340-like. Gene Ontology annotation, molecular function: transmembrane transporter activity. Gene Ontology annotation, cellular component: membrane. The record is from RefSeq and is a predicted model, not a curated record. Lineage: Eukaryota; Viridiplantae; Streptophyta; Magnoliopsida; Cucurbitales; Cucurbitaceae.